AUGGUGUCUCUGCUCGCAUUGACAGCCUUCCAUGACAGCAUGAAGAUGGAGAACUUGUUGCCCACGGUGCAGCCGCAACACGACGGUUACCAUGGCUACGCGGCAGGCAACGUGAUUGGCGAUCACGACCAUGCUCUGUGCUACAUUAUGGACCACUACCCGGACCUCCUGCCGAGCUUCAAAGAGCUUUCAGCGUCAGAGCGGCAGUCGGUGCAGUUCACGCAGCGUCGGAUCAUUCUGCCGGGGUCCCGCCGGCUGGUGCCGGAUCCUUCCGCACUUGCUCAAGAGGUGGUUUCGGCUGACUUGCUCGACCGCGUUCUUCUGAAAGAAGCCGGCGAUUCUGCUCAAGCUGAAGAAGUCCAAGCCGCCAAGGAGAUCGCAGCACGGCUUGCCAGCGAGGCAGCCGCUGCUGCCAAGGCUUCUGAGGACGAAGGCAGCUGUCUCGAAGAUUGGAAUCAAAGGCAGAUGCACCUGGAUUUCAUCUUCGUGAACCUGCAGAAACGUGCGCGACGCCAGCGGCUCGCGGACUUCGUGUAG
Molecule: messenger RNA, 537 nt
Organism: Symbiodinium natans
Lineage: Eukaryota; Dinophyceae; Suessiales; Symbiodiniaceae
Source: the annotation of a GenBank genome assembly